UUCUAGUUAAGUAACAAGUGAUAAUAUGAUUUUGUGAAAGAUGAAAGCAUCCAACGCAACUCUACUAGCGAUUCUUCUCGCACUCACCACGUGCGCCAGCUUCUCAACCGCCAAAACGGACAAACGUCAGCUGAAGGACGUCCAGCUGAAGAUUCCGCAGCAAAUCCCGGCACGACGCCUGUGCACCGACGACGCCGACGACUGUGUCGAAACUUGUCCCAUUGACUAUGACCUCGAUCCCAAGAAGCGGUACUGCCGUUACAAACGGGCUUCCUGUCCGCCGAACUACAUCCGCCGUCAGGGAAGUUGCGUCCUGGCUGACGUGCAGUGCCCGCCAGGAAGUGUCCGGCAGGGGAAUCGAUGUGUGGUGAAGAGCUUUGAGUGUCCCUCGGGGUACCUGCUGGAGGGAACCAAUUGCGUCAACUCCAAGUACUGCCCGAACGGGUUUCACUGGGAGAACGGAUUUUGCUAUCAGCAGCAACGGCAACGUGAAAAUUUACAAAUGUGUCCUCAUGGUUAUGAAGUCCGUAAUGGGAUUUGUAUUCAAAUUUGUGUCAAUUGUGAUGCAGCUUGUGCGGAAUGCGAAGAGGAGGUAGCACCUCUUAGCUGCCCCAGCGGAUUUAAUUCGUACCGCGGAAAAUGUCUCAAGAUAUUGCAGGGGAGAGCCGAAGUAGUGCUGAGAAAUAUUACAUACAAGGUUCCGGUUGAGUGUGAUGACGAAGAGAUUUACAGUGAUGGAAGCUGCAUUUCUUACAAAUACGAUCCAAUACGCUGCUCUAGCGGUCAUUUCUACAAUGGGAAAUGCGUUGAAGUGGCGAAAUGUUCUCGUGGAUCACUGCAGAAAGAUUGUGAGUGUGUCGUUGAGCACAGUGUUCCGGCUACGUGCCGCCAAGGUCAGCCAAGGCCAGUUGGAUGUGUUACAGGAAAGGCGCAGUGUCGGAAGCCGGCUCAGCUUAUCAACGAAGCGUGUGUCAGGAAGGUCGACACUCAUAAAGCCUUCUGUUCGCGAGGUAAUCCAUCUGGAGAUGUGUUUUGUGAAGUUGGUACUCCUCAAUGUCCAAGUGGAUUUACACUGGAAGGAUCUUACUGUAAGAAGAAUCAUUCAUAUUCACUGAGUUGUGGCAGACAACAGUUGGAAAAUGGUUGGUGCACAUCGGACGCAAGCUGUGACUACGGGUACAAACUGUACAACAACAGUGGAUGCAUCAAGGAAUCCAACGUUCCGGAAAGCCUCUGCCCACAAUCCACAACAUACGACGGCGAGCAUUGCGUCAGUAACGUUGCCCUGUGCAGCCAAGGACUUGUGUACGAAAGUCAGUACGGAAUGUGCAUAAGAUGUGCCGAAAAGAGUGUUGUUUGUGAUGAAACAGCCGGUUUCCGCUUGAGGGAAGGAGUCUGCGUUCGUUACGAACCGCUUUGCCCGGCGGACUAUCGAUGGGAGACCAAUCACUGUGUCAGGGACUUUUACCAAGAAUGCACUAAGGGACAUUUGUACGAAAACUACUGCAUCGACAGCCACCUGAGGUGUCCGGAUGGCUACGAGCUUAAAGACAAUGUUUGUAUCAAGGAAGAACUUCCGGGCUGUCCCGAGGGAAGCAUGUUCCAAAACGGAUUCUGUACAACGAAUCUGGAAUGUCCGGAAGGUUAUAACUUCGGACCAAACAGCUGCAUACAAGAGACGCGAACUCCACUCAACAGCACUUCAAAACCAAGCUGCCCUGCUGACUAUCACUAUGAGAACGGUAUCUGUAUCAGAACAAUCUGGAGAAACGCAACAAUAGAAAACAGAACGCCAGAGUGUACCAAUGGAUACAGAAUGGAACAAGGAAAGUGCACGAAGGACUAUUACGGAGUUCAAGUGUGCCCCCCGAAAACUAUCCACAUGAAUCAAGAAAACAGCUGCUUCUGCAAGGUCGACCUCAUUUGUCCCCCCGGAUACGAACGGAUCGGUGAUGAAUGCAUCUUCCGAUCGUCAGGAUACUAUUCGCCAUAUCUGAACUUUCUGAACCCUUGCUACGGCAUGCAGUGUGGACUGCAGUACUGCCUAUCCCAGUGCUUCAGUCCUCCGUGUCCGUUCCAACUCUGCUCAUUUGGAGCCCACCAACAGCUCAAUCCUAUGUAUAUUGGCAACAUUCAGCAAACCCCCGAUCAGUGCGGAAUCGGUGGCGAAGCAUGCAUCGAAGAAGAGCUGUCACGCGAAACAAUCGUCAGGCUAAUCUGUCCACCUGGGUACAAUCGAGAGAACGGCACAUGUGUUGCAUAUUACGAGCGGAUUUGUCAGUCCGGCUACAAGAUGAAAACUGGACGAUGCGUGCGAACUGAUCAGGUUAAAGCGCUUUGUCCGUUGGGUUUUGCUCAGUUGAACGAAACUUGUGUUCGCAUUCAGUGUGACUUCGGCUAUGCCCGUGAAGGAACCAGCUGUAAGAAGGUUGAGUAUCGAUCGACGAUUCCCUGUCCAAAGAACUACGUUCUGUUGGAAGGGUUUUGCAUCCUGAGAAGCGAGUGUUCUGGAGGAUCCAUUGAAGCGGGAUCCUGCGUUAGAAGACAAUACGCUCCGUCCAGUUGUCCACUAAAUUUCCUGAUUCACAACAACACGUGCAUCGCACAAGGAUUCUGCACGGUACGUGACAUGUUCCUCACAGAUCACGUAUGUCGCAGCAGAGCUUCACUCCAGCUGGUGUGUCCAGCGGGGACGAAGCGCGUCAGGAACCUUUGCAUUUAUCCGGAAGUUCCAAAAUGUAAGCAAGCAAGCAUCAUGCCAACAAACUGCACCGGUAGAAUCGAACGAGGAGAUCUUUGUGCUUACAUUGAAACACCGUCCUGUAAUCGAGGCUACAUACUAAAGGAAGGCAAAUGUAUUCUUUGCUCUGCGGAGAAACCUUACUGCCCGCCCGAUAUGGUCAUUGUCGAUGGAAAGUGUGUAAAGUAUCGAGUUUCCUGCAAAAACGGAAUGUACCUGAACAAACAAGGACAUUGCACAUCAAUCGACACCAAGCAAGCAGCCUGUCAGCAGGGCAAGUUGUGCUCCGGAAAGUGCAUCCACGAACUACCAUCGUGCAAGUCCGAUUACAUGAUCGAUGGAGAUGUUUGCAUGACCAACGAAGUCACCAUUGCGACUUGCAGUAAUGGGAUGCUGAGGGAUGGCAGGUGUGUCGAGAUGAUUCAAUGUAAAGAGCAUGGUUACACACUGACCAACGGAUGGUGUAUUCGCGACGAAAGCAAUGAACCCACCUGCAGCAGUAAAACAACCCGCGUUCGGGAUCAGUGCGUCAACGGUGUGCCAAAGUGUCCGGAAAACCACUUCAACGCCAACGGCCAUUGUUACGCGAGCCAGGUACAACCAGCCGAGUGUGCCGGCGGUGGAAAGUGCCUGGACAACUUUUGCCACAUCACUUAUCCCAGCUGUAACUCGUUGUUUGAAUUUGAUGGUUCAGUUUGCAAAACUCCACAGCUAAGUGGGCCCAAAUGCCCGGUCGGAACCGUGUCCGAUCCCAACGACCGCAGUUACUGCCUCUACUCGUCGGAACAUGCUGACUUUCUCUGCGCAAGUGAAUACUACUACAAGAACGGUAUCUGCCAAAAACGGCAGUACGGCGAUGCAUCCUGUCCAAGCGGAUACCGUCGAAAGGGUGAUCUGUGCGUUCGACGAUCUUGCAACAGUGCUUCUCUCACAAACUACUGCCUCACAAUUGGCUCAACCCAGACAUCAUUCAGACCACCAGAACCUCAACCCCAUUUUGUAGCACAAGACUCAACCAGUCACAUGAAUCCCAUGAAUCAUGCAAAUUCACCGCAGGGCGAAAAAUGCUGCCAUAUUUACUCGCCUCGAAUUUGUCAAAAAGAUGAGAUCAGCCAAGAGUGGACCUGUUACCAUACGGAACAUGAGCGCUGUGGAGCGUUCUGCACCGAACCGGAUCAACGUAUUUACCUCCAAACAUCCCGCUCAUACAAUCUCGACGGCAAGUUGAUUCUGUUUCCAGCGGCUGUGAUCGCUGACGAAGAGGAUGAAGGAGACGACGACUACAUCGAUGAACCUUAUUCAGAUUGCGAUGGAUGUUCGGACCUGAGCUAUGACUGUUCCAGCUACUGUUACACGUUCGACUGCUACAAGGAUGAGGGUGGUUGCACCUACAUGAAUCAGGAAGACUUCUGCCGUAAAUAUCCCGGAGCGGGAUGCUCGGCAAAGGAUGGGUGCCACGAUCGGCGAGUGUGUCAGCCGUAAUGGGACACAUGGGGCGAAUUGGGACAGCAGUUUUAACCAUGUUAGAGCACAAUAUUUCGAUUUUUCUUAUUGGUUUCGGAUAGAAAAGACUCAGACCAACAAAAUGUGUACAUCCAUUUCCAAAUUUAAAACGUGUAAGUGCUUUAAACACUGCUGUCUCUAUUCAGACUGUAGUCCCGAUUCACCCCCGAUUAGUUGUUUUUCCCAGCUUUUCCAUAAUUAGCCAAAAUUUAGACAUUGUCAAACAAAAUAGGGACAUUUUCUUGCAAUACAGUUUCAAAGAAUAACACAAAAAGAUGUAUAAAUAUCACAAGUUUCA
Molecule: messenger RNA, 4541 nt
Organism: Culex quinquefasciatus (southern house mosquito)
Lineage: Eukaryota; Metazoa; Arthropoda; Insecta; Diptera; Culicidae
Product: zonadhesin
Exons: 3
Coding region: 41-4222 (1393 amino acids)
Source: RefSeq, a predicted model, not a curated record